AUGUCUUCGCGAGCGUACAGUCAAUGCGUUUACGGUGUAGUUGUGGUCAUUGCGAUGAUCAUCGCUUACAAUGUGGUUUCGUGCGGUGAGUCGUGUCGUCGGAAAGACGUGAACGGAAACGACGACGUGUUUGAAUGCCCGCGACUUUUCGAGUCCAACAAAAAGAGGUUUUGCUGCGGAUUCACGGCUCAGGACAAACACUGCUGCGAAUGGAGCAAAAAGAGCAAAGAUCUGGUCGUCAAUCCCGGAGACGUGAAGUACCUCUUCGAGGGCGCCGUCGCCGUCAUUAUCGUCGCGCUGCUGGUCGUCGGCGGUCUCAUUGUCUGCUGCUGUGUCUGCGCCUGUUGUCUACUCUCACGCAAACGCCAAUCCCGUGGACACGUCUUAGGCAAGUAUUUGGAUUUUCACCCCAACCUAUCGGUCACUUCUUGUCACACCGAAGGGGGGACAAGUGUCACAACGAUUCCAUCGUAUCCGAACAGUGCCUCAUACCCGGUGCAGAACGCGCCCUCAUAUCCAUUGCAACCCUACCCUCCGGAUCAGCCGCCGCCGCCCUAUAACUACAGUCAGACACAGCCGGCCUAUAAUCCAUCGUAUCCUACCUAUAAUCAGAUCAAACCAAACUGA
Messenger RNA from Medioppia subpectinata, 627 nucleotides. The record is from the annotation of a GenBank genome assembly. NCBI's taxonomy places the organism in Eukaryota, Metazoa, Arthropoda, Arachnida, Sarcoptiformes, Oppiidae.